UACGGAUGAAGAAAACAAAGCAAGAAAAAAUGUCAGUAGUUGAUAUAAAAAUUGGAAAUAAAUAUAGAAUUGGAAGGAAAAUUGGGUCAGGGUCUUUUGGGCAAAUUUACUUGGGACUGAAUGUUGUUAACGGAGAGCAAGUUGCAGUAAAGCUUGAGCCUUUAAAGUCCCGGCAUCAUCAAUUGGAAUAUGAAUUUCGAGUAUAUAGUAUCCUGAAAGGCAACAUUGGAAUUCCCAUGAUUCGCUGGUUCGGUAUAGUAAACAAUUAUAACGCUAUGGUUAUGGACUUGUUAGGGCCUUCUCUAGAAGACUUGUUUUGCUAUUGUGGAAGAAAAUUUUCCUUAAAAACGGUUGUUCUAUUAGCAGACCAGUUAAUUAGCCGUAUCGAAUAUGUGCAUCAAAAGUCAUUUCUCCAUAGAGACAUCAAACCAGAUAAUUUUCUCCUGAAAAAACACAGCAACGUUAUAACGAUGAUUGAUUUCGGAUUGGCCAAGAAAUACAGAGAUUUCAAAACUUACGUUCAUAUUCCCUACCGAGAUAAUAAAAACCUUACGGGUACAGCCAGAUAUGCAAGUAUUAAUACACAUAUAGGGAUUGAACAGUCGAGGCGCGACGAUUUGGAAUCUUUAGGAUAUGUGUUGCUAUAUUUUUGUCGGGGAAGCUUACCCUGGCAGGGCUUGCAAGCGGAUACGAAAGAACAAAAGUAUCAGAAGAUUCGCGAUACAAAAAUUAAUACUCCUUUGGAAGUAUUAUGUAAAGGCCUUCCUGAAGAGUUUAUUUCUUAUAUGUACUACACGAGACAACUUUCUUUUACCGAAAAACCUGACUAUAAUUAUUUAAGAAGGUUAUUUCGAAAUCUGCUUAUACGAAAGGGAUAUCAGUAUGAUUAUGUUUUUGACUGGAUGAUACUAAAAUACCAAAAGCGUGCCGCAGCUGCAGCCGCGGCCUCUGCCACUGCUAAUAAGACUCCUAACACAUAUGGAAACCUUAGUGCCUUACCGUCUCCAGCAGUGUCUCCUCCUCCUGCUGCCAUUGCACCUCAAUUGACACCUAGCCUGAAGAAUUCACCUGGCCGUAUACCCACUGAUCGAUUGCCAAAAACGCCUCAAUCUUAUUCAACCAAUGUCGUCCAAUGUACUUCUCCCUCUCCCCUUCCUUGUCAGCUCCGUCCAACCUCCCAAAGUAAUGAUUUCAACAUCAUCCAACCCUCUUUUCAGGCUAAUUACACUCCACACAUAAGAAACCCCUUGAAUGAUGACCAUGCUUCUUAAUUUUAUACCUGCCAGUCAUCUCUCUUGAAGAAAAAAAAAAAAGAAAAUGGAUUAUUCUCUUUUUCAUCCUUUGUUUCUUUUCCAUAACUUCAAAUAUUUUUUUUUUUNUUUUUGCGCUAACGACCGCCCCUCCUACUAAUUUAUCGCUUCUUGAUCUACAUAAAGUAGAACUGGCAUAAUACUUUCCAUAGGUUUUAUCUGACCGAUAUGAAGUUUUGUUGAAAGAAUCGCCGCAUGUGGCUUUUCUCACUUUUCAUCUUUUCUUUUUCUUUGUUACGAGAAACAUCCUUUUUUAUUCAUCAGCACUUGCUUGGUUUCGCAUUUCGUUUAAUUUCUGCUUCUGUAUUAACCACAGACACUGUUUAGCACUUUUGUGCUUUAAUUUUGUCGUUUUUUGCGUUCCAUUCCAUAUCUUUGAAAUUAAUAUGCAUCAUCUAAUUUGGCGGCGUAUUUAAGCAUUCGUUUUCCUUUCGCAACUUUUCAUAUUGCACGAGCCUGGCCAGACCCUAUCAAUAAGCGUGUAGGAGUUACAUUCUUGUUGGGUAUAUUGAAACCUUGAUGGAAGAUAAUUAUUCAAUCCUAGUAAAAUGGUUUCAAUCAUAUUUGAAUAAUUAACUAGUUGCUCUAUUUAAUUCACUUUAAGUAACAGGUAGACGCUUUUAUCUCUAUGCUAACAUGUAUCGAUAACUGUUUUUCUUGUAAUGGAUUCUAUUUUACAUGCUUCUUUUGUUUUUGUUUUUUGUUUAUUUGUUGAUGCCUUUUUUCAGUAGAUG
Messenger RNA from Schizosaccharomyces cryophilus OY26, 2044 nucleotides. RefSeq names its product CK1/CK1/CK1-D protein kinase Hhp2. Gene Ontology annotation, cellular component: nucleus; cytoplasm. Gene Ontology annotation, biological process: peptidyl-serine phosphorylation; endocytosis; signal transduction. NCBI's taxonomy places the organism in Eukaryota, Fungi, Ascomycota, Schizosaccharomycetes, Schizosaccharomycetales, Schizosaccharomycetaceae. The transcript has 2 exons. The coding region runs from base 6 to 1271 and encodes 421 amino acids. Gene Ontology annotation, molecular function: protein serine/threonine kinase activity; ATP binding. The record is from RefSeq and is a predicted model, not a curated record.